AUGGCACCUAAAGAACAGCCAGCGGACAAAGCCCUUAAAGACUUCAUCUCUGUCGAUCCGGCCUCGAAAUACACCUUCGAUAGUGAGCGGGACGCACCGACGUCCGAAAUCUGCAGGGAAAAGGACCAGGAGUGCGUAAAGCUUCAAAUGCACUCCAAGAAGAUGUUUGAGUCCAUGCAGCAACAAACGAGGUGUUAUCUCAUUGACAUUCUUCUAUGUCACGGUCAUCCCAUAACUGGUGACGAUCAGUCUCCGUCCAAGACAGUUAAACAGCAGAUCAUUUACAUGUCUGCUGUAAGUCAAGUCACGGACUCUCCAGCACUGCCAAAGUAUUUUAUCGUCCCCAUAAUCGACGAUAACAACCGCAACUUCAUCUGGAUAUUGAAAAUGGGCGAGAUGAAUGCUAUGCAACUGCAUUUUGUCGAAGUCAUGUGCGAAUCGCUGCUACAUGGCAUGUUCGCGGUUCUUGUCGUCGUUGUCAUAUGGUUGUUGAGAACCCACCAUUCAAUGCCGGUGAUCCAUAAAGUGAUGUUUAUCGCUGGCAUUGUGAUGUUUGUGCUCUCGAGCUGUCAUUUGGGGCUUGUGAUACAACAAGUUACUGUCCCCGAUGUACCUCUGAAGAACGCACAAGCGCAAGUGUCCAUCGCGACGAUACAAUUCUUGAUUGGAGACGCAGUCCUCAUAUGGCGAGUUUGGGCUGUGUGGAAUAGAAAUUGGUGGAUGACGGUUGUGCCCAUCCUUCUCGCGUUGGCUUCUGCUGCUGUGCGCUUCACUGUGGUCGCAGACAUAGAAAAUGUUUUAUUGUUCUCUUCGGAUAUAGCUUCAGCCUUGAUCACUGUGAACGUUGGUCUUUGUACCCUCUUGAUUGCUGGGAGGAUAUGGUUUGCCACCCCUCGUAACGACCGAAGUAAUAAGAACUUAUUGGAAAUGAUGCACAGGUAUCUGCAACGUAGGAUCGGAAAAGUGAUAACCGAAUCGCCAUCGCACAAAACGUAUACCGGGAUCGUCAUGCUCCUCAUCGAAUCUGGGACACUGUACUUCCUUUCUCAGUUCAUCAGCCUCAUCCUCGACUCUAUCCAUAAUCCAGGUGUACAUACGGUUCUCGACAUGCAAAUCCCUCUCAUUGGCAUUUUGCCGACUUUGAUCGUCCUUCUUGUCCAUCUCGAUAUGGUGCCGGGCACGCGGGCUCAAGCAACGUACCUCAGUACCGUACAAAGCGAGUUCAAGGCCUCUGCAAGGCGCACAAAUGGUUCCACGACGAUCGGGGAAGGCUCGCGAUCGACAUUGCCCGGAGUAGAUAUGGAGAUGGGUCAGAGCUCGUUCAGCGGAGAAUGGAAAGUCGCUAGUCGCUCGCAAACGAGCGUCUGA
Pleurotus ostreatus (oyster mushroom) is the source of this 1368-nucleotide messenger RNA. RefSeq lists its product as uncharacterized. NCBI's taxonomy places the organism in Eukaryota, Fungi, Basidiomycota, Agaricomycetes, Agaricales, Pleurotaceae. The transcript has 11 exons. Bases 1 to 1368 code for a protein of 455 amino acids. The record is from RefSeq and is a predicted model, not a curated record.